AGGUACAAAACACAACAAGCCAUUUGAAGACAGAGCUCACUUUCCUUAUACUACUACUCUUGCAUGAUCACAAUAUAUAUCACAUACAUGACAACCAAAGUACUCGAUCGACUAAAUAACAUCCCAUUUUAAACCGUAGUUAAUUUGUUCUUAGUAGACAUUAUUAUGCCUAUCUCUAGCCACCAGCGUUCGCAUAUAGAUGGAAAGAAGUGGAAAUUAUGUCCCUUUUGGCAAUCUGGAACAGCUCCCGCCUCUUCUUCUACGCAAAGUUCUCAACUUCAGAGUCAAAAAAGCCACGAAAAAGGUGCGGCAUCAAACGGUAACAGUCGGUCUUCAAACAAGGUAUCAUCUGUCGCAAAAUCGCUCCUGCCAGCUAGACGAAGACUACGCCUUGAUCCAGCUAACAACCUUUACUUUCCAUAUGAGCCUGGUAAACAGGUUAGAAGUGCGGUUCGCAUGAAAAACCAAAGUAGCUCUCAUGUUGCCUUUAAGUUUCAAACUACUGCGCCAAAGAGCUGCUAUAUGCGACCUCCUGGUGGUAUUCUGGCCCCCGGUGAAAGCAUUAUCGCUACAGUUUUCAAGUUUGUUGAGCAACCGGAUAAAAAUGAAAAACAAUCGGAUCGAAGGAGCAAGGUUAAGUUCAAGAUCAUGAGUCUCAAGGUCACCGAAGGAACAGACUUUGUUCCUGAAUUGUUUGAUGAGCAAAAGGAUGAAGUAGUUGUUGAACGAAUUUUGCGUGUAAUUUUCUUAAAUGCAGAACGAUCUACUCCUGCAUUGGAAAAACUAAAGCAUCAGCUUGCUGAAGCUGAAGCUCAACUAGAAAUAUGCAAAAAACCUCCAGCGGAUCCACCUCUAAAAGUUGUUGGGCAAGGACUUAUCAUAGAUGAAUGGAAAGAACGAAGGGAGAAAUAUCUUGCUCGACAACAGGUUGAGGCUGUAGAUUUGAUGUGAAGAGUUCUCUAUAUCAUCAGUUUGUAUCUUGUUUUUUAAUUUUUUUAUUUUCAACCAUCUCCUUGAGCUAGUUAUGCUAUGUGGUAGCGGUUUCACAGAGGUCUAGUUAUGCUGGACAAUUUAUAAAAUUACUAUUAUACAAGCCUUUACAGCCACAUUGCCUCAUUGGCUUUGUGCUUCCAACGUGUAACAAUCUAUUUUUACGCUUCCAACCUCGUAAUGGCAUUUAAGAGUACCGGUUUUGUAUGGCCAUCCACUGUAUAUUAACUAAUGAGAACAAAAGAGCAACAAGAUGAGAUAGCAUGGUAGUAGUACUGAUACAUUGAACAAGGCUCAUAAGACAAUACUUGAUUAUGACAUAUCAGCAUGGUGCUAAAGAAUAAGACAAUAAACAUUAGCCGGUUUCAAGCAAUUGGUUCAUCUUAAGCCCAACCUUACUCUAAAACCUCCAACCCCUUCCUACCUCUAUAUAAACCUGCAAUCCGAUUCACAGCCUUCAAACACAUUCAUCUUCGUCAAUUGUUUCAGAAGUUCAAGAAAUGCAGGCUGUCAACAAGGCUUGUUUAAUCGUGACGCUGGGAGCUGUAAUAGGACUAAGGCAUUGUACGUAUAGAUCCAAACCACAUACCAUUUGGCAAGUAGUUGGCCCAUCGGCAUCCCAAGGCAGACUAUGUCCGGUUGCAUCAGACUCAACAACCGAGGUCUCAAGAAAAGGAAAGAAGCCUAGAGAUGUUAUAGAACCAUUGAGGACUGUAGUCUAUUUGAGUUGCUGGGGUCCCUAUCAAUAAGCUCAACAAUCUUCUUCAUGAUGUAAUAUACAAAUGCGUCUUAGAACAGUAAAGCUGUAAUAGAUUGUAUUUAUGAUGUAAUUAACAAGAUUUUAAGCAUUCCAAACUUCACAAAA
Erigeron canadensis is the source of this 1855-nucleotide messenger RNA. RefSeq names its product vesicle-associated protein 4-1-like. NCBI's taxonomy places the organism in Eukaryota, Viridiplantae, Streptophyta, Magnoliopsida, Asterales, Asteraceae. The transcript has 7 exons. The coding region runs from base 166 to 951 and encodes 261 amino acids. Gene Ontology annotation, cellular component: plasma membrane; endoplasmic reticulum membrane. The record is from RefSeq and is a predicted model, not a curated record. Gene Ontology annotation, biological process: endoplasmic reticulum membrane organization.